CACUCGUGAUCUUCCCACCGAGUCCCGCAAGACACGGCUCCGGCAGGCGGGAGCGCUUAGCGUGCCAGAAGGCCAAGGGGAGUUGGGAUGGUGGGACGACAUUGACAGUCCAGGCCAGCACUGCUGGUCACGUCCUUCCACCGGGCGCCCCACAGGCCCCUUCUCUCACUACAGCCCCACUCACAGCGCCUUGUCCCAGCCAGUUUGGGAGGAACCUUGGCCACUCCCUGGCUCCAGCAUCCCUUUUACCCCAGAAGGAUAAGAAACUCCCCUCCCUGUCCCCGCACGGUGCUCACCCGGCGAAGCUGCCACUCCGCCACAGUCUCAGUGCAGCAAUUUACACUCCAAACUCUUCAGUCUGGAAGAGCAGGUGGAUUUUGCAUUUGCAUAACCAAAGGGCUCAUGGGAGUGCGUUCUUCCACCCCAGGGAACAGUCCUGUCCCAGUUAAAUUCUACGCCUGCCUUUACUUUCACAGAAGAUUGCAAGCACUGUUGAGAUGGUGGGGUCCUAUUUCCAGACACGCCUGGCAUGAGCAGGCACGUGGAGAAAUAACUGCCCAGCCACUGUCUGGAGAAGUUUGGCAACACCUGCCAACAGCUUCUAAAGUCCCUGCCCUUUGACCCACUCCUAGUGUUACCUUGGAAAUGACCUCCAUUCUUGUGUCAGGAAAGGAAUACCCCUUCAACAGAAUGAAAGCGGGUUGUCUCUAGAGUGAGAACAACAGGUCAGAUGUUAACGUUGGAAUAUUUAUUGAGAAACUCUUAGCUUUGGGUCCUUUUGGCUUCUGCGUUGGGGUCAUUGUCUUGUUAAGAGAGACAUUGAGUAAUCUACUAGUUCCUGCUCUAAUUGAUAGAAAAUUUGUUUGAAAUUUCUAAACUUUGUUCUAUCUAGCUCUUUGAUUUGGGAUUUUUGUUUCAUUAAAUUUACUUAUGAAAACUUCCCUGUGCCAGACACAGUUGAUAUUUAGGACAUGGCUUACUCUUGAGUGAAGAGUGGAUUAAGCUUUAGGGUUGUGACCAACUUCAAAGCGUUCUGUGACAGCCCCUGGGCUCUGGCUACUUAAUCUUAAAUAGAGAUUAGUUGAGUUACAAUGAUUUCUUCCUUUUUUCCUUAUGUCUAGCUGCUACCUAUCAGUAGGAGUGCUUUUCUGAAAAUAGUAGCCAUCUGGGGUGGUCAUCCUACAGCAAAACCUCGACAGACGAUUUUAUGCCUGGUAGGGCUGAAUCCGCACUCGUGCACAGUGGGAUACAAUGCAGCCAUGAAGUAUAUGAUACGACUGUCUCCAUGGACAGAUGUCUUGUGAUGCUGUUGAGAGAAAAGGCACAGGGUAUUUUGUGGGAAAUAAAAACAACCAAAAAUUAUUCUCAGUUCUGCGUAUCUGAGUCCCUCUGGAUCUGCAGACUUACCCACUUUCUUUUCCUGACACUAUCUCCUAAUCCUGCCCCCAGAUAGCCAGGUUGUACCCCAACAUGAACUUGGAGCUCCAGGGAGCUGUGGUCUCCGCCCCACUCCUGAACUUCAGCCCUGGGAACCUGUCCUUGGUGCUCCAGAUGGAGACUGAGGGCUUUGUGCUGCUGCCCAACUCUGCCCGAGAGCCUGUCUUCCGACUUGGUGUGAGCACUAAUGUAUCCAUCACCUUGACCUUCAACACCAGCAAGAUCACUGGGUUCCUGAAUCCAAGAAAGGUACAAGUGGAGCUGAAAGAAUCCAAAGUGGGACAAUUCAAUGUGGAGCUGUUGGAGGCGCUCCUCAACUACUACAUUGUCAACACGCUCUACCCUGAGGUCAACGAUAAGUUGGCCAAAGGAUUCCCCCUCCCUCUGCUAAAGCAUAUUCAGCUCUACGACCUUGUUCUACAGAUCCACAAGGACUUCCUGUUCUUGGGUGCCAAUGUCCAGUACAUGAGAGUCUGAGAACCAGAGAACAAUGGGUCUUGGAGGCCAUGGUGAAUCUCCCACGUGCAUCACUGGGAUGUGGUACAUCUCUGGAGAGUCUCAGAGGAUAAGGACAUUUCUGUUCUCAGCUCCAAGGGAUCUGCCAGGCGCAUCCACGCCCUUCCACACCUGACCCUGGAGUUCAUUUUCCCUCCAAGAUGGACCAUUUCCCCACUGACCUGUGAUGUCUUUUAAGAUCAGGCACUGUAGUUUUUAUUCACCAUCUGAUACCCAGGUCUGGCACUUAGUAGGUCAUCAAUAAAUAUUUAUGGAAUGACUUGAUGGUGGAAUCACUGGGUUCUAGCUGUGAACUGUUCACUCCCUUCUGGACUCAAGAGUCUCUGGCUGGUUGUCCCCAACUGUGACCUCCAAGGUAAGACCCUGAUGACACUUCCCUUCUCACUGUCCUCUGCUAGAGAGGCCUCAAAGAGAGAGCCAGGGCCUGAGUGCUGUGCCUUGGUGCUGACGUCUGUCACUAAGGCCUUCAUCUGUCUCCAUUAAGGGUCAGUUCCACAUCUGCCAUCUCUUGCUCCUUGCUGGCUGCAGGCCCAGGAGCGAAUAGCAGAACUUCAGCCUCCUGCUGCCUCCCCAGUGAGGCUGGCGUAGUGAGGGGGAAUGGAUCCAACCAGGGUCUGAUCUGACCCAAAUAAAAAGCACAUCCAACUGUUGUUUAUGAGCUCCAAGCCUGGAGGGGGAGGCCAUGAUUUCUAAUUACUGAACAACAAGUCUUUGAUCAGACUUAAUAAUUAAGAGUCAUUUCCAAGUUAUGUGGUUAGGCCCCAGUGCUGGAAGUCAGAAGGCUCAUUUGAUUGUUUUUUAUUGCCCUAACGAGCAGAUGGAUGGAGUUGAUAGCUAACAGAGAGUUCAUAGGGAACAGACCCACUUACCAUGUGUGAAACAGAGAUGGGGUCCAAGAUGGGAACCGCGUGCUAUUAUCCAGCUGCGACAGAGUAAGUCUCAGCUUUACCUCCUUUCUCCUCUUUAUUUGUUUGCCACAAUCCUCCAUCCCUGUGGAAGACUGGCAAAGGAUUCAGGCUUCAUUUGUGUCACUUCCUCCCUCAGGUCCUUACCUGUAAGAUAAAGAGGAUAGUAAUGGUGACCACUUCCUAGGGCUGUUGUAAAGACAACACUGGGCCAUUAUGGGGCUCAGUGUGCACGGCAAGGGGUGCUCAAUGAGCACCAGUCUGCCAGGCAUUGGGAGAAACAGACAGCACAGACUCAGCUCUGUGGAGUCCCUGCUUCUGAGAACAUUGUCUUGGACAGGGUGGGAGCAGCUGGCCUUGGUUGCAGCUCACCCGCUCUGGGCCCCUGGACAAAGGUGCUCUGAGCCUCAGGGUCCUCACCCAUCAAGAGAGACUGGAAUAGCUCAUUCCCUGGCAGGGUGAUGAGAGACUAAGUGGUUCUUGUCUAACUUCUGUGAGUGCCUGGGGCAUAAACAAGUCCUGUAAAUGGCAGAUGUGAUUGCUACCUGUUAUGGUUGGAGUGUGGGCGAGACACUGACCAGGGUCCUACCAUAGGGCAGGAGCCCAGCAGCUCAGCAUCCUAGAUGUGCAAUAAAAAAGUGGCGAGUUGUUCUUUGCAUGGUUUUGUUUGUGCCAAACUGGGUUUUGAAUUCAGGCACUGAAGUUUGAGCCACACAUCCCCUAGCCCUGCAUGUUUUGUUUGUUGUUUUUUUAAAUAAAACUCAGGCUAGUUUGCAAGCAAGAUUGCAUUUCAAGCCAGGUGCCAGUGGCUC
Molecule: messenger RNA, 3670 nt
Organism: Castor canadensis (American beaver)
Lineage: Eukaryota; Metazoa; Chordata; Mammalia; Rodentia; Castoridae
Source: RefSeq, a predicted model, not a curated record